CUCGAUUACAAGCGCCAUUUUUGGCGAAAAAGUCACAUUUCAUAUGAAAAUAUGGCUGAAGAUGCUCCAUACAUCGUAUAUGUUGCUAAAUCAGAAGCUAAUGAUAGUGCUUUAGAGCACGAUAUUGCGGAUGAUGCAGAAGUAUACGCCGAUGAAGAAUAUCUUGACUUUUCACAAGAAGAUGGAAAUGAUUCUGAUGAUCCAGCAGAAUUACUCGACGAUGUGGAUAUGUUGGAUGAUCCCGGACCCUCAAUUUCAAUCAAGCAGGAGGGUGGUGUGAGCUCAACUUUACAGCUAACCACAUUCCGAUGGACUCACCAAGCAACCCUCCACCUCAUUGAAUCUUACCAAUCCUUCGAAACCUCCUUAGUAAGCGGGGAGAUGAGUAUCAGUCAAGCCUGGGACCAGGUUGCCAAGAACCUACAAACCCAGGGUCAUGCAAUCACACCGCAGCAGUGUAAAAACAAGUUCGGAAGUCUGAAACAGAUUUAUGAAAAGAUGAAGGAGCAGGAAAUUAACUCUGGUGUCUCGGUGAAGAGAUGGAUGUACAUGGAUCUGAUGGAGCCAAUUAUGAUGGAGAUGGAGAAAUAUAGAUCAUAUUCAAAUGAUGUAUGGGACUCACCGAAAUGCAAGGAUAUUAAUCAACUUAAUAUUAACACGGAUAAUCAAGAGCAAAAAAAGGCAGAUGGUAAACAAACCGCACAAAACAUAUACAAAUGGGAAAACCCAGACAUCCUCUCCCUAAUAGACCUGUACCGCAAAUACCAAGGAGCGCUCGACUCCGGGUCCAUAUCACAAAAAGUUCUCUUUAGACUCGUUCAGAAAGACAUGCAGAAAAAGGGUUUCAAUGUUACCGCCACACAAUGCAUGGUUAAGUUUCAUUCACUAAAGAAAACCUAUAAAAGCGUAAAAGAGUAUAAUCAGGUGAAUAGGUUGAUACCAAGGAGAUGGAGGUACUACGAUUUGAUAGAUUUGAUAAUACAUGGGACGCCUGACACGUCUAACUAUGAUUCUUUGGAGAUGUCGGAAACAUUGGCGGAAAUUAAAUCUGAAGAAGCUAUGCCUUCCCAUAUCUUUAAAUGGAGUCGAAGAUCCAUAGAGAUACUAGUCAGCGCAUAUCGGGAAUACCGACCGCCUCUACACGACACCAAAGCUACUCGGCAGAAAGUUUGGCAAAUCGUUGUUCAGAAACUUCGCAAAGGAGGUUACAAUGUUUCCAUUGCUCAAUGCAGGAGUAAGAUAUCAGGGAUGCUAAAACUGUAUAGGAAAAAUAAGUCUGGAGCAGGAGGCAGGGCGUGGAACACGCGCGGUGGAUGGUAUUCCAAGCUUAUAGAGUCUCUAGUAGAGAAACCUAAAAUUUUACAAAGAGACGCUUCUAAAAGACUGUCUGAGACGCCUCGAAUGCCGAAAAAUGUAUUAGAACAGCUGAUUAUUUGCGAAGAGAACAGGGAAAGGCGACAUCUUGAAAAUAUGGAGCAGAGGCAACAGUUGAUAGAUAUAAUGGGACAAUUGUUAGAAAGGCUGUGUUGACUAACUAAAAUGCUUGUUAA
Molecule: messenger RNA, 1550 nt
Organism: Cydia strobilella
Lineage: Eukaryota; Metazoa; Arthropoda; Insecta; Lepidoptera; Tortricidae
Exons: 8
Coding region: 52-1530 (492 amino acids)
Source: RefSeq, a predicted model, not a curated record